UACUUGCUUAUCUCUUCCCUCCUGUAACCAGGAAUAUUCACUCACAGUCUGUCUCAAAAAGCUUCAGUCUCUCCUUUUUGGCUAUUACAAGAUAAGCUGUUUGAUUAAUUGGUGAAAAGAUGAAGGGUGCUGCUCUUGUAGCCAUUGCUGCUACAAUUGGUAACUUUUUGCAGGGAUGGGAUAAUGCUACCAUUGCUGGAGCAAUUGUGUACAUUAAAAAUGACUUCGAUCUCGGAACAAGCAUUGAAGGUCUUGUGGUGGCUAUGUCACUGAUUGGAGCCACAGUUAUUACAACAUGCUCUGGAGCUAUAUCAGAUUGGCUUGGUCGGCGUCCAAUGCUGAUAAUUUCCUCAAUGCUUUACUUUGUUAGUGGUUUGGUCAUGUUGUGGUCACCUAAUGUCUAUAUUUUGUGCGUAGCCAGGCUAUUAGAUGGGUUCGGGAUUGGUUUAGCUGUCACACUUGUCCCAGUUUAUAUAUCCGAGACUGCCCCAUCGGAGAUAAGGGGAUUGUUAAAUACAUUACCGCAAUUCACCGGUUCCGGGGGAAUGUUUUUAUCAUAUUGUAUGGUUUUUGGGAUGUCAUUGAUGGACUCACCGAGUUGGAGGUUGAUGCUUGGAGUUCUAUCUAUCCCUUCUCUCUUGUAUUUUGCCUUGAUGGUUUUUUAUUUGCCUGAAUCUCCUCGGUGGCUCGUGAGUAAAGGGAAGAUGCUUCAGGCAAAAGAGGUUCUUCAGAGAUUACGUGGGAGGGAAGACGUUUCAGGUGAGAUGGCUUUGCUGGUUGAGGGCCUCGGCAUUGGAGGUGAAACUUCUAUAGAAGAAUAUAUAAUAGGUCCUGCUGAUGAACUUGAUGAAGGUCACACUCACGAACCUAGUGCCGACAAAGACAAAAUCAGAUUAUAUGGACCUCAAAAGGGCCUUUCUUGGGUUGCCAAGCCUGUCACCGGACAAAGCAUUUUGAGUCUCACCUCUCGUCAGGGAAGCAUGGUGAACCGAAGUGUAUCCCUGAUUGACCCCAUAGUGACAUUAUUUGGCAGUGUGCACGAAAAGCUUCCCGAGACAGGGAGCACACGUAGUAUGCUUUUUCCGAAUUUCGGAAGCAUGUUUAGUACAGCAGAGCCUCAUGUUAGAAAUGAACAUUGGGAUGAGGAGAGCUUGCGGAGGGAAGGUGAGGACUAUGCAUCAGAUGCUGCAGGGGGCGACUCUGAUGACAAUUUGCAUAGCCCAUUAAUAUCACGUCAAACAACAAGCUUGGACAAGGACAUGGUUCCUCCGAUUGCCCAUGGCAGUACUCUAAGCAUGAGACGUCACAGCACACUUGUGCAAGAUGGUGCAGAAUCGGUUGGUGGUACAGGAAUAGGAGGUGGUUGGCAGUUGGCAUGGAAAUGGUCUGAGCGAGAAGGUGAGGAUGGAAAGAUGGAAGGAGGGUUUAAAAGGAUUUAUUUGCACGAGGAGGGAAUCUUGGGAUCUCGACGCGGGUCUCUUGUAUCGGUUUUAGGUAAUGAUAUACCUGCAGAAGGUGAGUUUAUCCAGGCUGCUGCCUUAGUGAGCCAACCUGCUCUUUACUCCAAGGAACUUAUGGAUCAGCGUCCCGUCGGACCAGCGAUGGCUCAUCCUGCUGAAACUGCAUCAAAAGUACCAGUUUGGGCUGCUCUUCUUGACCCAGGAGUGAAACGUGCAUUAGUAGUUGGGAUUGGAAUUCAGAUACUUCAGCAGUUCUCUGGCAUAAAUGGAGUUCUCUACUACACUCCUCAAAUUCUCGAAGAGGCAGGUGUCGAAGUGCUUCUUUCGAACUUGGGACUUGGUUCAACUUCCGUGUCGUUUCUUAUUAGUGCAUUCACAACCUUGCUAAUGCUGCCCUGCAUAGGUGUAGCCAUGAAACUCAUGGAUAUAUCAGGCAGAAGGCGGCUGCUACUCACCACAAUCCCCGUGGUCAUAGUGUCAUUAAUCAUUCUAGUGUUAAGUGUGAUUGUGAAAUUGGGCACAGUGAUAAAUGCUGCCAUCUCAACUAUAUGUGUGAUUCUUUACCUCUGCUUCUUCGUGAUGGGGUACGGACCGAUACCAAAUAUCCUCUGCUCCGAGAUCUUUCCAACGAGGGUCCGCGGCCUUUGCAUUGCAAUUUGUGCUUUGACCGCUUGGGUCGGAGACAUCAUUGUUUCGUACUCCAUGCCUAUGAUGCUCAGUUCUAUAGGCAUUGCCGGCAUCUUCGGGAUAUACGCCGUCGUGUGUCUGAUAUCCUGGGUGUUUGGGUUCUUGAAAGUCCCGGAGACCAAAGGAAUGCCGCUCGAAGUCAUCACCGAGUUCUUCGCCGUCGAUGCACGGCAGGUUGCAGCCACAAAGAAUGAGUAAAUAUGUUAAACAAAU
Messenger RNA from Hibiscus syriacus, 2360 nucleotides. RefSeq names its product monosaccharide-sensing protein 2-like. Gene Ontology annotation, biological process: transmembrane transport. The record is from RefSeq and is a predicted model, not a curated record. Bases 120 to 2345 code for a protein of 741 amino acids. NCBI's taxonomy places the organism in Eukaryota, Viridiplantae, Streptophyta, Magnoliopsida, Malvales, Malvaceae. The transcript has 6 exons. Gene Ontology annotation, cellular component: membrane. Gene Ontology annotation, molecular function: myo-inositol:proton symporter activity.